AUGACUUCCGCCACCAACUCUGGUAAAGCCCGCAUACGCUCGGACUACUCUUAUUUCCUCUCGUAUCGCACACGAUGGAGUGACAACGACCAAUACGGACACAUCAACAACGCUCUUUACUAUCAUUUCUUCGAUAGUAUCAUCAACGCAUAUCUCGUUGAGCACUGUGGUCAAAACCCAACAUCCUCGCCCUUAAUCGGACUGGUGGUGUCCUCGUCAUGCACCUUCUUCUCCCCUCUGUCCUUCCCUGCAGUUCUCGAUCUCGGGCUCCGCGUGACGAAGCUCGGUAAGAGGUCGGCGACCUAUGAGGUUGGGGUGUUCGAGGAGGGGAAGAGUCAGCCGUCCGCUGUAGGCGGAUAUACGCAUGUGUUCGUGGACAGUGCGACGAGGAAGAGCGUCGCAAUGGACAGUGCAGGCUCCGCGCUCCGCGUCGGUUUAGAGAAGUUACUGGAGUCGACAAGUCCUAAACCGCCAUUUACUUCUGCCAAGCUCUGA
Messenger RNA from Punctularia strigosozonata HHB-11173 SS5, 495 nucleotides. Its product is annotated as Thioesterase/thiol ester dehydrase-isomerase. Bases 1 to 495 code for a protein of 164 amino acids. Gene Ontology annotation, molecular function: fatty acyl-CoA hydrolase activity. NCBI's taxonomy places the organism in Eukaryota, Fungi, Basidiomycota, Agaricomycetes, Corticiales, Punctulariaceae. The transcript is spliced from 2 exons. The record is from RefSeq and is a predicted model, not a curated record. Gene Ontology annotation, cellular component: mitochondrion.